Messenger RNA from Drosophila teissieri, 847 nucleotides. RefSeq names its product thioredoxin, mitochondrial. The coding region runs from base 174 to 653 and encodes 159 amino acids. Gene Ontology annotation, cellular component: cytoplasm. Lineage: Eukaryota; Metazoa; Arthropoda; Insecta; Diptera; Drosophilidae. Gene Ontology annotation, molecular function: oxidoreductase activity, acting on a sulfur group of donors, disulfide as acceptor. The record is from RefSeq and is a predicted model, not a curated record. The transcript is spliced from 2 exons.
GUUGUACAGCGCUCGCUCAGAGUUUAUAAACAAACAUUAAACGCAUACGCAGCACACACGGAAAAACCAACCAGUUGAACACCCGAGACCCUGCCCGCAAUCUAAUCACUGCGAGAGUCUCCGUGUUACGCAUCUGCAGCCGCAUCCGCCCCCGCACUGAAUCCUAAUCCGCAAUGCUAAAGAUCGCCGCCGAGGGAAUCGCGCCACGUCUGGCGGCCUGUUGCUCCAUUGGAGCGAAGAGCAGCAACCAAAGAAUGGCGCCCCAGGCGGCCAAGGGCACCCAGAAGUACCUGUCGCAGUCGCAGCACCUCCACAAGAAGCUAGUCAUCAAGGACCACUACGAGUUCGAUCAAAAGGUGAUCAACAGCGACAACCCGGUGAUCGUGAACUUCCACGCCGAGUGGUGCGACCCCUGCAAGAUACUCACGCCCAAGAUGCUCGAGUUGCUGGAGAACUCGAACGAGAUCGACCUGGCGGUCAUCGAUGUGGAGACGAACCUGGAACUCGUGGAGACCUUCGAGGUGAAGGCCGUGCCCGCUGUGCUGGCCUUCAGGAACGGCGUCGUGGUGGACAAGUUUAUUGGCCUGGUGGACGCCAACAGCAUCGAGACGCUAAUCGACAAACUGAAGCGGAAGCAACAACAAAAGCAGUAGAAGUAGUGAGCUGUAGCAGCGAUGCAAAGGUGGAUUAGAUCAGGGAUGCUAUGAUUUUACACUCGAAACGGGAGACUGGAACUGCGAUAUAUAGCCCAAUGUGGAGGCAGAAUUUGCGAUCAUCGAUGCUGAAAGAAUGUGCACAAAAUACCUUAAUAUGCAAUAAAACUAACUUUAAUUAUGGCUACUUUUAA